CCGUGUCCUCGCGCCAUGCCUCACAGGCGGAAGAAACCCUUCAUAGAGAAAAAAGCUGUAACCUUUCAUUUAGUACACAGAAGUCAGAGGGACCCGUUGGCAGCAGAUGACACUGCACCCCAGAGAGUUCUGUUACCUGCACAGAAGGGGGUUGAUGAAAAAAGAAGAGAGGAACAGAGGAAAUAUGGAGUAUUCUUUGAUGAUGAUUAUGACUACCUGCAACAUCUCAAAGAAGCUUCUGGACCUUCUGAGCUCGUUCCAUCAAACAUACCCAGUCAACAAGGCAGGAUUGUUGUGACCACAGAAGGAGAGGUACAUGAGGAAAUUCAGCAAAUUCCAGCCCCUACCAUUAAUUUGCCCUCAUCAGUGUUUGCAUCAGAAUUUGAAGAGGAUGUGGGAUUGUUAAACAAAGCCGCUCCCAUUUCAGGGCCUAGGCUGGAUUUUGAUCCUGACAUUGUUGCGGCACUUGACGAUGACUUCGAUUUCGACAAUCCUGAUAAUCUUCUUGAUGAUGACUUCAUUUUAAGGGCGAAUAAUCAAGGAAGCACAGAGCAGGAAAAGGAAGCUUGUUGGGAGUCUGGAGAUGAAGAUGAAUGGGAGGACAUGGAGGAAGAGGAUGGAGAAGGCACCCAGAGUGAUGUGGAUUCGGAGGGUCCUUUGUCAGAUGACAGUGAGAUUACAGGAGAAAUGAAAGAAUUUCUUUUCAUGCAAGAAGAGACCAAGAGCCGUUUCACAGAAUACUCCAUGACUUCUUCAGUAAUGAGAAGGAAUGAACAGUUGAGCCUUUUGGAUGAGAGAUUUGAGAAGUUCUUUGAGCAGUUUGACGAUGAUGAAAUUGGAGCACUGGAUAAUGCCGAAUUGGAAGGUUUCAUUCACAGCGACAGUACGCGGUUACAGGAAGUCUUGAAUGACUACUACAGAGAGAAGGCAAAGAACUGUGUCAAACUUGAAGGUCUCGAAAUCAAAGAAGAUUCAAAGCUGCUCCCCAGUGAGGAAGAAGAUGAGAUAGAAGAAAUUGCAGCUUUGGUUAUUGAAGAACCCAAAGAAAAGUGGGAUUGCGAAUCCAUUCUGAGUACCUAUUCAAACUUAUACAAUCAUCCAAAACUUAUUGAGGUUCCACAAAAGCCCAAACCAAUUGAAGUGUCAAGUAAGACAGGAAUCCCUCUGGGUGUUUUGCCCGGAAGAGGACUUACAGCUAAGCAGGCCGAACGCAUGGAAAUGAUUAACGACAGUGACCUGCCAAGAGUAGCCACGCAACCACGAUGCAAAAAUGAGAGUAAAGAAGAUCGGAAAGCUAGAAAACAAGCUAUCAAAGAAGAACGAAAGGAACGCAGAAUGGAGAAGAAAGCAAACAGAUUGGCCUUCAAGCAAGAGAAGACAAGGCAAGAGAAAGAGCUGCUCAACCUGAAACAGAAUAUUCAAGGGCUCAAGCUGUCAUAAUGAAAAACAGUUGCUUCGUGUUAAGGACACUCAGCUACCAUACUCUUUGCUGAUACCUUUUGGAACUUCUGUCUUCAGCCUGACAACAGCAAAGUUUAAGAUAAUGACUUUUUGAAUUCAGAUAGUCACUUACCGGCAUCUGGUUACAUGCAAAAUCAUUUUUGGGUACCACUGAAAUAAAAUUGCUGUAAUAUUUUCUCCUGUGGAAGUGUUGGCUGGCAUUUUUUAAGAUGGGCAAACUCCUCUAUAGUAAAAUCUCUUUACUAGUCA
Podarcis muralis (Common wall lizard) is the source of this 1710-nucleotide messenger RNA. RefSeq names its product LTV1 ribosome biogenesis factor (gene LTV1). Gene Ontology annotation, cellular component: nucleus; preribosome, small subunit precursor; cytosol. The record is from RefSeq and is a predicted model, not a curated record. Gene Ontology annotation, biological process: ribosomal small subunit export from nucleus; ribosomal small subunit biogenesis. Lineage: Eukaryota; Metazoa; Chordata; Lepidosauria; Squamata; Lacertidae.